This is a messenger RNA of Dentiscutata heterogama, 189 nucleotides long. Lineage: Eukaryota; Fungi; Glomeromycota; Glomeromycetes; Diversisporales; Gigasporaceae. The record is from the annotation of a GenBank genome assembly.
GUAAAAUAUUGUGAUGAACCUGGUGUUGAAUUACUUGGAAAGUUUACAAUUAAUAUGCCCGAUAAGCAUCUUGGACUUAAUCGCUCAGUUGUCUACACGCUUUCAUUUGGAGAGACAGAGAUUAAGGCCACUGCAAAGAACAAAGCUGGAAGAGAAUAUCAUACCACUUUCGAAUUAAUUUUCGAAUAG